Messenger RNA from Macrosiphum euphorbiae (potato aphid), 2070 nucleotides. The record is from the annotation of a GenBank genome assembly. NCBI's taxonomy places the organism in Eukaryota, Metazoa, Arthropoda, Insecta, Hemiptera, Aphididae.
AUGUUGAACGUUGAGAAACAGAAGUCUAAAUAUCUUAAUAACAGAAAUCUUCAAUCAAAUAACUCCAAUCUGCAUACACCUAAUAUUACAGAGACUGGUAUGAAUGCAAUUGCAGAAUUAAAUCAAAGCUUUAAAUUGUCUAUUCCUGAAAAAAAUAGUAAUUCCUUAUCUGAAACAUUAAUUGAUGAUGAAGUAUGUACUAAUAUGUUUAAUGAUGAUAUAGGUGAUAUUAAUUGUAAUGUUUAUGGUGGCGUUGAUUCUGAUGAUAAUUGUUCUAAAACAGUUGAAUCAUUUAAUAUUGAAGAUGAACUUAGGUCUUGGGUACUGAAGUUUAAAGUAUCACAUAACAGUGCAAAUUGCAUACUCGGAAUAAUUAAAUCUGCAGGUAUUAAUGUACCCAAAGAUAUUCGAACACUUAUGAAAACUCCUACUACACAUGUAAUUUCUAAUAUUGGUCAAGGAUCGUACAUUCAUUUGGGUUUGGAAAAUAUGAUAUUACCUAUAUUAAAAAAGUUCAAUGCUUUAAUAUACACCCCAAAUAAAAUUUUAAAGAUAGGAAUUAAUUUGGAUGGUCUUCCAUUAUCCAGAAGUUCUAAAAGCCAACUUUGGCCGAUUUUAAUUGAAUUUACUAAUUGCAAUUUGUUAUCAGAAUAUGUACUUCCAAUUGGAAUAUUUCAUGGAAAUACAAAACCAAAAUCCAUUCAUGAAUUUUUAAAUCCUUUUUUAUCUGAUCUUUUAAUAUUAUUAAAUAGUGGUUUAAAUGUUGAUGGAAAUAUUUAUCAGUUUGAAGUAGGCCAUGUAGUUUGCGAUUCUCCAGCAAAAAGUUUUUUACUAAAUGUUAAAGCUUUUAAUGCAUACUUUGGAUGCACUUCGUGCACUCAAGAAGGAUCUUAUAUCAAUAAUAGAAUGGCAUUUUUAAAAAUAGAAUCACCUUUGAGAACAGAUAUAUCAUUUAGAUCUAAAACUCAAGAAGAGUAUCAUAAAGGUAGUAGCCCUCUUGAAUUAUUACCAAUCGAUAUGAUAAAUGAUGUUUGUUUGGAUUAUAUGCAUAAUGUUUGUUUGGGUGUUACAAAACGAUUAAUAGAGUUUUGGGUAAAAGGAAAGAAGGACGUAAGAUUAAUCGAGGAAAAUAAAUUUAGGAUAACUAAUAAUUUGUUAAAUCUACGACAGUAUGUACCAUCCGAAUUCAGUCGUUUACCCAGAGGGUUAGACGACAUAGAAUAUUAUAAAGCUACUGAAUUGAGAAUGUUUGUUAUACAUUCUGGGUUAGUAGUUUUAAAAGGAAAUUUAAUUAAACAAAUGUAUUCACACUUUAAACUCUUUGUAUGUGCAUUAAGAAUUCUAAUAACCCCCGACAUCUGCCAAAUUUUAAAUAAUUUAGCACAAAGCUUACUGAAUGAGUUUGUAGCUCAGUACUCAUCUUUGUAUGGUGCUCACUUUGUGACUUAUAAUGUGCAUAGUUUAUUACAUCUUCCAAUGUAUGUUAAAGUACACGGCUGUCUUGACAAUUUCAGUUGCUUUAAAUAUGAGAAUUAUCUACAGUAUAUAAAAAAAUCAGUAAAAAGCGCUAAAUAUCCUCUUCAGGAAGUUACUAACCGAAUUAUGGAAAAACAAAAAUAUUUUAUCUCGAGUGAUAUAAAACUUGAUCCUAUUAUUAUUGUUAAAGAGAUUGUUAACACAACAACUUCUACUUUUUAUUGUUUAGCUGACAGAUUAUUUAAACAAAUUUUUAUUAAAAAACUGAAAAUUACUAUAAAUAUUCAUAAUAAACGUGACAAAUAUAUAAUGUUAAACAAUAACGAUAUUGUAAUUGUGAACAAUAUUAUUAAGCCACAAAAUGAAUUAGGCUUCAAUCUAAUUGUUCAAAAAUUUUUGAAUACUUCCUCUCUUUUUACCGAGCCAAUUGUGUCUUCCACUAUUGGCUUAUAUACUGUAAACCCUAUUAUUUUAUCUGACAACUUCAAAAUUAAUAUUUCUGACAUAAAAUAUAAAUGUUUUUUUAUUUAUUUAUCAAACGAUAAAGCUAUAAUUACAACAUUAAAUCAUUCUUUUAUUGAUAAGUCUUAUUAA